CUUCUUCAGUUCAGCUGAAACCAUCUAAGAACAAUGAAAACACUGAUGAUACUCUUUCUCCUCUGUUACAUUGCAUCUGCAGUAAGACACACAAUGAAGUACUUCAUCACUGGAUCAUCUGGAGUUCCAAAUAUCUCAGAGCUUGUGGGUGCUGGAUUGGUUGAUGACAUUCCGAUGUGUUACUGUGACGGCAGCAACAAAGUAUUAGAACCAAGACAAGACUGGGUGAAAAACAUGUUAAAGAACAACUCUGAGCUGCUGGAGUGGCACACUGAACAGUGCUUUAAGUAUCUGCCAGAUUUCUUCAGAGCCUUGAUUAUCAGACUAAAGCAGCAGUUCAACCAAACUGGAGGUGUCCAUGUUAUACAGAGGAUAGAAAGCUGUGACUGGGAUGAAGACACAGGAGAGGUGACUGGCUUGAUACAGUAUGGUUACAAUGGAGAAGGCUUUCUUGAAUUUGAUCUGAAGACACUGUCAUGGAUCGCACUGAAACCUGAGGCUGACCUCAUCAAACAGAGGUGGGAUGCUGACAAAGAUUCAAACAAAGACAAUGAAAUCUUCCUCACUGAGAAGUGUCCAGAGGGGUUGAAGAUGUAUCUGGACUAUGGGAAAAGCUAUCUACAGAGAAAAGUUCGUCCCUCAGUGUUUCUACUCCAGAAAACUCCCUCCUCUCCAGUCAGCUGCCAUGCGACAGGUUUCUAUGACAGAGCCAUAUUGAGCUGGAGGAAAGAUGGAAAACAGCUUCAAGAAGGCAUGGAUAAUGGAGAGAUCCUUCCUAACAAUGAUGGGACCUUCCAGAUGAGUGUUAAUCUGAAUGUUUCAUCAGUCAGACCUGAAGACUGGAAUAGAUAUGACUGUGUGUUUCAGGUGUCAGAUGUGGAUCAAAAAAUUGUCAACAAACUGGAUAAAACAUUGAUCAGAACCAACUGGGGGAAAAAACACAGUAAAGAGGUCAUCCCCAUAAUUCUUGUUGUUCUUGUUCUUGUUGUCAUCAUUGCUGCUGUUGGAUUUGCUGUUUACAAAAAGAAAAAAGAAACACAAAAUGUGCAUCCUCAUGGCAACAACUCUGAACUUUCUGUGAGCCUGAAUCAAAACAACAUGGACAAGUAUCAAAAGUAGUAUACAGAUAACUAUACCAACUAUACCAACCAACUUAAACCAACCAACUUAAACAACUUAAGAAGAAUGAUUGCUCUUAAAAUCCUUAACUGGUAUUUUUCUUACCAGCAUAUGAUCAUUCAGUUGUUAUGGCAGAAGACAAGCCUGAACCUGCUCUUAUUCAGUAACUGCUAAAAAGUGUCUUAACUGUAGCUUUCAUGUAGGUUUUAAGAACUUAAAUAGGUCAUAUCAUCAUUUCUCAGUACUAAUAAUGUCUUACUAGUUUUCAGUCUGGGCUUUAGAUUUCACAGAGACACAGCGCUGCUAAAGGUUUUCAGCACUAUCGAUUAACAGUAUCCAUGCUCCUGCAUCAUCUAGAAACGUAGAUCUAUACUCCUUAUAAUGUUGAUUGUACCUGUCAGAUAUGCUGCCACUGCUUUCAGAUAGAACAUACUAUAUCUCUUAAAAUUACAGUCUCUCUUCAGUUCAUCAAUUACAGAUACCUUGAUAAUCUUUUUGAUCAACUUAUAAUAGUGUCAAGUGUACUGUCUCAAAAUCCUUUAAAUAUUUAUACUGAUACGUCAGAUGUUUUAAUCAAUGGAAAAAAAAAUUCUUCGUUGAGUCAGAUCAUGUCUCACCUGUCUCAAAU
Oreochromis niloticus (Nile tilapia) is the source of this 1747-nucleotide messenger RNA. RefSeq names its product major histocompatibility complex class I-related gene protein-like. Gene Ontology annotation, cellular component: external side of plasma membrane. The coding region runs from base 34 to 1119 and encodes 361 amino acids. Gene Ontology annotation, biological process: immune response. The record is from RefSeq and is a predicted model, not a curated record. The transcript is spliced from 7 exons. NCBI's taxonomy places the organism in Eukaryota, Metazoa, Chordata, Actinopteri, Cichliformes, Cichlidae.